UCGGUGGCCAUCGUAUUGUACUGGCAUUUCAUCGUCUAGCCAAGAUUUAUAGUUGUAUCGGUAACCAAUCUAUUCAGAACCGGAUAUUCUAUUGGUCACACAUUCGCUCAAAUCAAGUCAGCCAGUCAGUCUCGAGCGCGUAAUCGAAGUGACCGGGUCAAACGGCGCGAAACAGAACCCACUGGGAACGUUGUGUGAAGUUGCACCAUGUUAUUUUGAGCGAUUGCUAGGAGGUUAACCGUUGAGAAGACAUACUAAUUAUUUACAUACCUAGCUUACUUUUGAUUGAGUUGAACGUCAUCAAUUGUAAUAAAUCGAUUGUGAUUAUGCUGAUUUAAGUUUGAAAGGCGCUUGAGACGGUUUUCUAGUAGUUUGAUUAGGCAUAUUUGGUGCUCGUUAGGCGAGCAAAAGAAUAGAGGCUGAUCGCAAAUCAAAGCUGAAUUUCAAUUUUUGAAUUAAUUGUUAGUUGGAAUAAAUAUUUCCCAUUCGUACGCAUAGUUUACAGUGUAAUGGAAAAGAAUCGUUUCUCCUAAACGAGUGCCGGUAUUUGUUUUGUAACUGCCUGUGCGACCUAGACUGUUUAUACCAACAAGAAAAAAAAACAAAUGUUAUUCUGAUAGGUAUUAAAAAUGUAAAUAUAUCCGCUGUAACAUCGAGUACCCGAAGCAAGGAUAACACCAAAGGUUCGUUUGGAUUGGAGAACAUUGGGACAGUAUGCAGUUACUUUGUACACUUUGAUUGGAAUUAAACCGAUCGGUAUACAUGUCCGCUGUAUUCGAGGAUGAUAGUUUGCAAAUCAAUUCUCGUUGAUCGAGUGCUUUCUUUCGACGACCGCGACAAUAUGAGUGAUAUGUAGAAUGUUGCAAUGAUAAAAAAUAUGAAGUGAUUCGGCUGCCGCGAUCAAUACCUGCCAAGGUACUAAUUGUUUGGAAUAACUGAGUUUCAAUAAUUUGUUCAUAAUGCAAGUGAUUAUCUUAAAAUACGUACAAGUCCUAUGCAUUACGGUGUUUUUCUCCAACAACAUCAACUGUGACAAAUUGUUGCUGCACAAUGAGCAAGAAGACCAACAUCUCUACAAGAUAGGAUCUUGUGCGGCUCAGUGUUUAGCGGAGCAGAACACGUCGCAGUCUCUGGAAUCAUGCUACAAAGUUUGUUCGGAGAAUGCAGUUGAGCAGGGAUCGAUACUCGAGCAAAAUCCCGAACUGAAUUUUCAUGUUAAGUUGAUCUGCCGCGAUAGCUUUAGUUUGGUGAUUAAGAUUCAGCAACUGAUGGAUGGGAUGAAGCCCAAUACGACCAUCUCACUGCCCAGUUUAGGAAAAUCGGACGGAAUAUAUCGCCAGCUUAAUGCUAUACCAUUUCAAGUGGAAAAAGUAAUCGAUCACGAUCAAAAAGGUGCAAUAUAUUCAAGAGCUCGGAGAAGUGUUAUCACUGGGUCGAAAGCAAAUGACAAUCACCCUAUCGGUGCUGUCAACAAAAUUGAUCUGGUCGAGCAUCGUGAAAUACAAGAGAGUAGAUCCGGCCAUAAUGAAAAAGAAUUGCUUGCUAGGCCGGUACGCUAUAUCUAUCUCAUUAAGGUUCAGGAGAGUGGCAACGAAUUGGGUGAAAGAAUUGUUUAUAUGAGUAAUGCAUCAGUUGUUAAAAUAGAAAACUUGACACCAAACAAACAGUAUAACAUUACAGCGACUGUGCUUAGCUCGAACCGUGAGUACAUCUAUGUGGACAAAAAGCAAAAGUUCAAAACACUACCAUUGGAUUACACUCCCGGCAUGAUUACUAAUAUCGAUGUGCUAAACUAUCACACCAAUCGACAGAACAUCGAGCUGUUGGAUGCCAUCGUCUCGUGGAAACCGGCAGUAGAUCAUACUUGUCAUUACGAGAUCCUCUACUACGCUAGUCAUUCUCCGGACUUCCAAUUGAAGCCAAUAGAUGUGCAGCAGCCCGAUGAUUACCGGCAUACUAUCAACUCUCUGAAACUGAACUCCGAGUACGUCAUAGCCGUUCGCGCAAAGAACACGAAAAACUCAGCCCGAGAGAGUGAACUUAAGUGGCACACGUUCCACACACCCAGCUGUACUGAUUGGCAUAACAGUAGUAAAAUCUGCGCUCCAGAAGAAGUGACCGAUUUACGCGUGAGUUCCGUGUACUUGUCCGACGAUGCCUAUCAGUUCAAUGUCACUUGGGAUAAGCCUAGUGUCUUGCCGGAUUACUAUAUCGUAAAACUUUUCGACCUUAACCCUGCCGUGGACGAUGAAGAUGCCAAUUCUUAUUCGGAAAACGUAACUGGGGAUACGACAAACAUACUUAUCGAACAUUUUACUAUGCAUGGGCCUCAGUACGAAGUGUUCAUAGCAUCCCAUGCCAACAAUCGGACAUCGACGCAAAGUGUUAUAAAACCGCUUUACAUUAGAAGAAUUCCAACCGAUCAUUGGAAUGGAGGACGAUUGGCUGUCAUUAUUCUAACGCCCAUUCUCACAAUAGGUUUAAUGAAAAUUUUCAUCUCUCUUAUAUGCAGAAGAAGAGCUAAAAUAAAACGCUAUGAGCAGAGAUGCGAAUAUUUCAAGGAACUGGAGCAGAAAGCACCUGUUGACCCUAGCACGGAUUUUGAAAUUAAAGUAAAAAGUAUCCAGGAAAUUUUGCAACCGUUUGCGUUCCCGGGUGAUAUGAUUGCACCGAUCAAUGACGAAAUGGAAAUAGAUUUCGAUCAAAUAAAGGUCCUGGAUAUACUGGGUGAAGGUGCCUUUGGUUUAGUUCGAAAAGGGAUUCUCGUUCGACCGCAGGAGACGUACACACAAGUAGCUGUAAAGAUGCUGAAAGAAUGCCCCAGUUUAGAGGAUAUCAAGGAAUUUCGACGGGAAAUAGAGGUGAUGAAGUCAGUGGGGGCACAUCCAAAUGUGGUGUGUAUUGUAGGUCAUUACACUAAGAAUGUAAACGAGAUGAUGUUAUUGACGGAAUAUUGCAGCAAGGGCAACCUGUUGAACUAUAUGAGAUGUGAAUGGCACAAAUUACUACGGAGAAAAAUAAACUCGACCGAGAAAGAGGCCAUGGAAGUUAACAAUAAAGACCGAGUAAUCCAACUAGAAGAAUGUUGCGUACUGAACUCGCAGAACAACAAAAAACCCGAAAACGUCUUCAACCUUGAUAUUGCCUUGGUGAACGAUAAAAAAUCGUUGGCAUACAAGGAUAUUCCUGACCACAUUCCUUCAAACCCGACAUUAGAAGGAACAACAAUUGAGAAUCGACUUUAUCCGCUCUUGAAUAAUGAUGUGCAAGUGGUAGCAGGACUUUGUACAAACGCUUGCAAGUGUCAGGUUGAUAUAGUUGACCAGGAUGAAACGUUGUCGAGUUCACACCCCAAAGCAUUCUCAUGUAACAUAAAAAUUUCCGAUUGUGAAUGUAGUUCCGACAAUGAAAUCAACACCGACUACCAAGAACAACAACAAGUUACAAAUUUGGUAGUUAAUCAAUGUUACUACAGUACUGUAUGCAAUAGCAAACAAAAUCAAGAAGAAGAACUGACUAGCGCACAAUUGGUUGAAUUUGUUCGGCAAAUCGCUGUGGGAAUGGAAUUUCUAGCUCGCAAUAAGGUGGUACAUCGUGAUCUAGCUGCAAGGAAUGUGUUAGUCUGUGAAAAUAAAAUAGUUAAGAUAUCUGAUUUUGGACUAAGCAGGGACAUCUACCAGGAUAAUUUAUACCGCAAAACGGGCACAGGCAAGCUGCCAAUCAAGUGGCUGGCGCUUGAAUCUCUGACCCAUCAAGUGUAUACUUCACAGAGUGAUGUGUGGGCAUACGGUAUCCUUUUGUACGAAAUUUGUACCUUGGGAGGUAACCCGUACCCAUCGCUGUCGACGAGCGAUUUGAUAGCCGAGCUCAAAAUGGGCUACCGCAUGGAAAAACCUUCGAGCUGCAGCAAAGAACUAUACGAUAUUAUGUUAGCAUGUUGGAACGCAUUACCAACUGAUCGGCCAACAUUUUCCAGCAUUAAAAAUCGUUUAGAUGAACUAGUAGAACAGAGUGAGGAAACCAACAGACCUGUGAUCGAUCUAGACACCAUCAUCAGCUCACAAAGUGUUAAAUCGGCGUCGAAUGAACAUUCAUACUUAAAACCUGUGGAGUGUUGAAGGAACCUGAGAGCGUACAAUCUACUGUAACCAAAUUUUAUCCUAAUCCAUUCGCAUCAUUUACAAAUCAAAAGAACGCUAUAGACAUCUUAUUAUAAACAAUUGUAA
Molecule: messenger RNA, 4226 nt
Organism: Topomyia yanbarensis
Lineage: Eukaryota; Metazoa; Arthropoda; Insecta; Diptera; Culicidae
Product: tyrosine-protein kinase receptor torso-like
Exons: 16
Coding region: 960-4118 (1052 amino acids)
Biological process (GO): multicellular organism development; protein phosphorylation; cell surface receptor protein tyrosine kinase signaling pathway
Cellular component (GO): signaling receptor complex
Molecular function (GO): protein binding; ATP binding; transmembrane receptor protein tyrosine kinase activity
Source: RefSeq, a predicted model, not a curated record